AUGACGGCCGGUCAGACCACAGGGGAGCUUGCAGCUGCAGAAACACCACCUGCCCCGUCCUCUCUCCCUCACCGGCAAUCUUGUGAUAGGUGUCACAAACAAAAGUUGCGGUGUAUCCGGGAGCCCAAUACAGGCGUAUGCGAUCGAUGCCUGCGAAAGCGGGCUCAGUGCGUUUACAGCUUCAGCUUGCCCAAAGGACGCCCCACCAUGUACCGUUCAGGUGGGGCCGGUGGUACGGUGCGCUCAGGGACAGCAAGUGCACCUUUGAAUAGUCGCCCAACAAGUCCGCCGGUAGAGCCAGUCAAGCCUGUUUGUAAGUAUUUGGAAAUACCGGAUCGGAUCGGCUUGUUGGAUUCGGAUCAAAAAUUAACACUCGGAACUGAAGCUUCAGGUACCAACAUUGACGUCGAUGAGAGCAAUGUAACGAAAGAUACGACCCAAGUCCCCAACCCAACCACGAACGAAAACCCCGUCUUGACCGGUGUCAUGGAUAACGGUCCACGAUUAGAACAAUUGAACUGGGACGAUAUGCAGCUGGACGGAGAGUGGAACAGUCAAGACCCUACCCAGGUCGACAAAUUAUUGACAUCCCUUGGCGCCUUUUGCAACGACGGGAGCGCACCGGAUGCGCACACCCAAUCUUCACCAGACCAGCUUCACUUCCAACUGAAUACCUCCAAUCUCCAUGCAUACGACCACGGCCAGCCUGCCGGUGGGUUUUUCCAGAGCCACGAUAUCGGCAGAGGCGAGAUGGACAGAGGCAUGGGCGACAGCACAACGAACAUGGGCCUAGAAAAGCCAGUCCAUAUCCCAAGUAUUGCUGUGACACAGCUGUCUCAGCUCAGCAUGGACCUUGCCUUAUUGCGCUACACAAGCUACAAUAUGGCCAAAGUAGCAGAAUCGCCCUCGUGUCACAUGCCAAAUGAUAGAAGAAUCCCAUUGAUCGACAGUUCUGCCUUCGAGUUCGUGAGUACAUGGCUGGCCCAUGGUCAGGGGUUCGCAGGAAUGAAUCCAUUAGCACCUGGAUGUGAAACUCAGGUGCCAUAUCCAACUCCCAUCUCUGAAACAGGAACUUGCGCCGGUCGCACACUGAGAGAGGUGUUCUGUUCUUCGCAACGAUUGUUAGAGAUCCUCGGUCAGUUGCAAUUCAGUCUCAUGGUUGAAAUCAAUCCUUAUCCCUCACCCAUAAUCACCCCACCUGAGCGACCAUCGACUGCAGUCUCUGGUGGGGACAGCGGGUCUCUUGGGUUGCCGAAUGGUUCGGGUAUCGCGGGCCGGUCCGUUCCAUGCCCGAGCCCGGCAAAUGGAACCAUGCAAGUCAUUCACUAUCUGGUCAUGGCUUGUGAGGCACUGCUCUUGGAGAUCUAUGUGGCGGUCCUUGUCGCCCUGCAACAUGAGGCAUAUUCGUCGAAUAAUGGAACCGUCAUGGGAGAUGUGCGGCUGGUGUUGGUAGUAGAGCUCUGUUCUUACCUCAUCGAGCGCCAACUCCAAGCCGUGGACUCAUACCUGACGCCCCAGAACCGUCUUAAUCCCCACCUUGUGAGCGGGUCGGUUCCUGGAAAGUUUGAUAUUCCUGGGGGGCCUGAAAAUCUUGAUAAAGAUAGAGACAUGUUGAACGACCUCAGGAACCAAGUGCAGGAGAGACUCGGACAUCUUCGACAAACUCUGCGCUGUAGAUGA
Molecule: messenger RNA, 1680 nt
Organism: Penicillium concentricum
Lineage: Eukaryota; Fungi; Ascomycota; Eurotiomycetes; Eurotiales; Aspergillaceae
Product: Zn(II)2Cys6 transcription factor domain-containing protein
Exons: 1
Coding region: 1-1680 (559 amino acids)
Biological process (GO): regulation of DNA-templated transcription
Molecular function (GO): zinc ion binding; DNA-binding transcription factor activity, RNA polymerase II-specific
Source: RefSeq, a predicted model, not a curated record